Messenger RNA from Monoraphidium neglectum, 215 nucleotides. RefSeq lists its product as hypothetical. Lineage: Eukaryota; Viridiplantae; Chlorophyta; Chlorophyceae; Sphaeropleales; Selenastraceae. The transcript has a single exon. The record is from RefSeq and is a predicted model, not a curated record. The annotation marks the transcript as partial.
CCUCCUUCGUGCUGAUGGCUCAGGUCGCCGGCUUCGUGAACGCGAGGAGGGACGCCAAGGAUCUGAGGGAUAUCAAGGCAGAUCAAGAUUACGCCGAGGCCGAGGAUGCGGCGGCGGCGGCGGCGGCGGCCCCCGACGCCCCGGGGGCAUCCAAGGCGGCGGCGGCCGGCGGGCGUGACAUCGAGGCCGCGGCCGCCGACCAGGGGACUCGCUGA